AUGAGCAACAUGUCUACACACUCCAACAUGGAGCGUUUGGAAGCUGAACCGCCCGUUGGAUCCCCCGUCCGCCGUGGCCAUCCCAAGUUCCGCGGCAUGUGGAAGGCUGUCGAUCGCUUCGACAAGAUGAUUUCGUCUUCUACCUUUGGACGAAUUUUCAGAUUGGAAGGGAGCGGUCACCCUAAGGAGAUCCCCGACUCGUCGUUCCUACGGGAAAUUCGCGCCGGAGCCACUACGUUCGCGACCAUGGCAUACAUCAUUGCAGUCAACGCCAUCAUUCUCUCGCAGACCGGUGGUAAUUGCGUCUGCGACCUGGAAAACAGGGCUGACUGCGAUACCAUUGACGCCUACAAGGCGUGCAAGGAGGACGUUCGACGCGAUCUGAUCACUGCGACUGCCGCAAUCGCCGGCCUUGCCAGCUUCAUCUUUGGCUUCUUCACCAACCUGCCCGUGGCCUUGGCUCCCGGCAUGGGCCUCAACGCCUACUUCGCCUUCCAAGUCGUCGGCCCCAACGGCUCCGGCAACAUCCCGUACUCGGUCGCCCUGACGGCAGUCUUUGUCGAGGGUCUCAUCUUCAUCUUCCUCGCCCUCACCGGAAUGCGUCAGUGGCUCGUCAAGCUCAUCCCCGCAACGAUCAAGACGGCAACCGGAGUCGGCAUCGGGUUCUUCCUCACGGAGAUUGGCCUUUCGUACUCGACCGGCAUCGGUGCCAUCACGGGCGGCUGGAAAGCCACCCCUCUGGCCAUUGCCGGAUGCCCGAUCGAAAUGAUUGACCCUGCGUCGCAAAUGUGCAAGGGAGGGCUCAUGUCAAGUCCCAAGAUGUGGACUGCCAUUUUUGCCGGCGGCGUCGUCACAGCCUACCUCAUGUCGUUCCGCGUCAAGUACGCCCUCAUCAUCGGCAUCGCCCUGGUGUCCAUUCUCUCGUGGCCUCGCAACACCGCCAUCACCUACUUCCCCUACACCGAGGAGGGCGACGCUCGCUUCGACUUUUUCAAGAACGUCGUCUCCUUCCAUCCCAUCCGGAACACUCUGAAUGCUCUCGACUGGGACGUCGCCAAGAAUGGCUCGCAGUUCGCCCUGGCUCUCUUCACCUUUCUGUACGUCGACAUCAUUGACGCCACGGCCACUCUCUACUCCAUGGUUCGCUUCUGCGGCGUUGUCGACCCCAAGGACGGCGACUUCCCUCGGUCCACCAUCGCCUACUGCUGUGACGCUGCGUGCAUCUCCAUCGGUGCUCUGUUCGGCUGCUCGCCCGUCACCGCCUUCAUCGAGAGCGGCGCGGGCAUCGCCGAGGGUGGUCGCACCGGUCUGACGGCCAUGACCACGGGACUCUGCUUUCUGAUCUCCAUCUUUUUCGCCCCCGUCUUCGCCUCCAUUCCUCCUUGGGCAACCGGCUGCACGCUCGUUUUGGUUGGCUGCAUGAUGAUUCGCCAAAUCACUCAGAUCAACUGGCGUUACAUAGGCGACGUGCUUCCCUCGUUUGUGGUGAUGACCUUUAUCCCCUUCUCCUACAGCGUGGCCUACGGUCUCAUUGCGGGCGUCUUUGUGUACACCGUCCUCAACGGCCUCAUCGCUCUGACUGUUUGGCUCUCUGGCGGCAGGCUGGAGCCUCGUGAGUAUGACAUGAAGGAAUACUGGUCUUGGAAGGGCUCUGGCAAGCAGCCCUGGUUCGUUCGCGCUGUACGCGCUCAAGGCUGCUUCGGCCAUGCAGAUGCCGACAGUAAGCGUUCGUUCAACAUGCAAGACCCCGACCAUGAGAGCUCGUUCCGGACGAGCUCGCGCCUGGAUUCGUCGGACCAGAAGGAGGGUGUCGCAAUGGUGACUAUCCCACAGCGCGCCGUCACACCGCGCUCUGUGCAAUGA
Messenger RNA from Colletotrichum chrysophilum, 1863 nucleotides. RefSeq lists its product as uncharacterized. The record is from RefSeq and is a predicted model, not a curated record. Gene Ontology annotation, cellular component: plasma membrane. Gene Ontology annotation, biological process: transmembrane transport. NCBI's taxonomy places the organism in Eukaryota, Fungi, Ascomycota, Sordariomycetes, Glomerellales, Glomerellaceae. Gene Ontology annotation, molecular function: purine nucleobase transmembrane transporter activity. The transcript has 8 exons. The coding region runs from base 1 to 1863 and encodes 620 amino acids.